CACAUUAAAACCAAUCAUUAAAAAACAUGAGUGGUUUGAGUUGUUCUACACUGAGGAGCGAGUCAAGUUUGAUUGUAAAAUGUCAGGAGUAGGUUGGGAAUACCGUUGGCAUAAAGACUCAAAGCCUCUGAUCGCAAAUUCAGAAUUGACCAUUGACGCAGUAUCUCUGACUGACACUGGUGACUAUCACUGCAAAGCACAGAGAGGAGACUUCUCAGUGGACAGUGAGACUCUACAAGUGCGAGUUCAAGCUUGUCCACCAGCAUUUCUGAGUCUGAAGACUGAACUGAGUGACAUCAUGACCGGGGAUGUGACUCUCAGGUGUAACGUCUCAGACGGCAGACAGUGGAACUACACCUGGUUCAUGAACGGACAGCAGCUCAAUGGAUCCUCAGAUGUACUCAAAGUGACAGGAAAUGAAGAAACUAUCAAAAGUGAAUUCAAGUGCAAGGGAAUAAACACAGAGAGACCGCUGUACUCUGCUCUGAGUGACGGCUUCGUAGCCAAUUAUAUUUUAUUUAAAAGGAAUAUACUGCUGGCCAUCUCAGGAUGUCUUGUCUGUUGUAUUGUUAUCCUGAUCAUUGGAUGCAUCAUUCUAAAAAUCACCCAUAAACCAGAGGUAAAAGAAACUCCAGAGGAUUUGUUUUUCUCAAUGACAGACUCCAAGAACCAAAUUAUUUCACCCAUGAAAGAGUACAUGAACAACAGACAAACAGAGCUGGAGGAAUCUCAGGAAAAAGCAGAACUAAUCUCUGACUGUGCGUCAGCUGUUCACGAGGACAGUGUGAUUAAAGAAUCUCAGGAAAAAGCAGAACUAAUCUCUGACUGUGCGUCAGCUGUUCAUGAGGACAGUGUGAUUAAAGAUGAAGAGACAUCCGCAUCAGUAGCCAAUGGCCUGACAUCAUUCAAAGGACUCUGAAUCAUUUCACCAGAAAUCAACAUGCACUGAGGCACAGCUAAAUGAUAUAUGAUUAUUUUAAAAUGACAGCAUUAGUACAGCACUUUGUCUAACAGGAGCGGCACUUUUGUAUAAUUUAGUUUUAUAAUCUGAAAACCAGCAAAAAAAAAAAAAAAAAAAAAAAAUUAGAACUGAACUGCAGUGUUGUAGAGACCUACUGUUGUAAAUGAAGACAGUGAUUGUAUGGGGAGAUGAAUAACGGACGGUAAGAAAUUACAGU
Carassius carassius (crucian carp) is the source of this 1178-nucleotide messenger RNA. RefSeq lists its product as uncharacterized. Bases 80 to 919 code for a protein of 279 amino acids. Gene Ontology annotation, molecular function: transmembrane signaling receptor activity. The transcript is spliced from 9 exons. Gene Ontology annotation, biological process: cell surface receptor signaling pathway. Lineage: Eukaryota; Metazoa; Chordata; Actinopteri; Cypriniformes; Cyprinidae. The record is from RefSeq and is a predicted model, not a curated record.